Cololabis saira (Pacific saury) is the source of this 1915-nucleotide messenger RNA. It is a transcript of the gene rbm45, whose product is annotated as RNA binding motif protein 45. Gene Ontology annotation, molecular function: RNA binding. The transcript is spliced from 11 exons. Bases 48 to 1466 code for a protein of 472 amino acids. The record is from RefSeq and is a predicted model, not a curated record. NCBI's taxonomy places the organism in Eukaryota, Metazoa, Chordata, Actinopteri, Beloniformes, Belonidae.
AGGGAAGACGAAGCCAGUCGACGCCAUUUCUGAGGCGAGGAACAAAGAUGGAGGAGUACCCGACCAAGCAGCAAGUGUCCGAGAACCUGGACGACCCGCCCAACAGCCGGCUGUUCCUGGUGACCAGCCGCUGCGCCACGGAGGAUGACCUGCGGGACCGCUUCUCCCGCUACGGGGACGUGCAGGGCGUGUGGGUGGUCAAAGACAAGCAGACCAAGGAGCCCAAAGGCAUCGGAUACGUCAAGUUCUCCAAGUCCUCGCAGGCCUGCACGGCCAUGGAGGAGAUGCACGGGAAGGUGCUGGUGGAGGGAACCAAGCCCAUCAAGGUGUUUAUCGCUCAGUCACGGUCUUCAAAUAGACACAGAGAUGUGGAGGACGAGGAGCUGACCAGGAUCUUCGUUAUGAUCCCUAAAACCUUCACGGAAGAGGAUCUGAAAAACACGUUCAAGGAGUAUGGAGACAUUGAGUAUUGCGUCAUCAUCAAGAACAAAGCAACAGGAGAAAGUAAAGGAUUGGGCUACGUGAGAUACUUCAAACCCUCCCAGGCCGCGGUGGCAAUCGAGAACUGUGACAAAUCUUACAGGGCCAUCCUGGCUGAACCUCGCAGCAAAUCCACCCCUGUAGAAGACUACAGUGGCGGAGGAGGAGGAGGAGGAAACAGAGGGGAUUACGUCAGCAGUGCAGAAUCCGCCAACCAGUACGCCUAUCCUAUGGCCGCUGACCCGGGAAACUACCAAGGCAUGGAUUACCGCUCCGGAGACUUCACACGUUCUCUGAUGAUGUCCACGCGGGCCGCGCUCACCCAGGAGCAGAUCUUUGCUUUGUUCGACAUUAUCCCCGCCAUGGAGUACUGUGAGCUGCAGAGAGACUCCUAUGGAAUGAGCAAAGGUCAUGCGUUGAUCCGCUACAGCAACCUCGGCUCGGCGGUUUACGCCAGAGAGAAGCUGAAUGGCUUCGAGUAUCCACCUGGUAACAGAAUUGUAGUGAACUUUUUUGACGACGGAGAGGAUCGCAGCAGUCCCGUGGGCCGCAUGGCCAUGCAGUUCGUUGCGACCCAGAUGAUGUCCUCGGUGUGGAACGGAGGAGCCUCCAGCAGCCAGAUGAUGAAACCUCCUAGUUACUCUAACGUCUCACCAGUGUCCCGGGUCCAGGCGGACGUCAGCCUGCCACCUCUGAAGAAGCUCGCUCCACCCGACAGUAAAUCCAGGGAGCGUCUGUUUGUCGUGUUCAGCCCGUCCCCGCUGCCCCCCGACGUGCUGGAGGACGUGUUCUGUCGCUUUGGUUCCCUCAUUGAGGUCCAUUUGGUUCCUGGAAGGAAAGUUGGCUACAUAAAGUACGCAGACAAACAGUGUGCAGAUGACGCCAUGGCGCUGCUGCACGGCCGGGUGGUCAACGGAGUAAAGAUGAAGGUGAUGCUGGCAGAUCCUCCCAGGGAGGAAUCUCACAAACGUGCUCGUACCUACUAGGAUCAAGCGACCGCCGACUGGCGACUGUUGUCACGACACAAUGACACCUGACCUGACCGACCGACAGACAUCACCAACUCCUCCCGACCUCUGACCGACCUUGACACCUGUCUGACUCACUGCCCGAGCGAGCGCUCGCUGCAGCCACAGCUAAAACCGAGUCCUGCUCAUUUAACGUCUGUGAAUGGCAGCAUGUACAGUGUGUUUGUGGUCAGUCAUGCCUUUGAUGUACAUUCACUUAUCAAUAUUGUUGAUUAAUUACUAGAAGUUUUUUUUAAAUGUUUAGUUAUGCUUAAUAAUAGGAUUGGUAAAACUGGACUCGGAGCAGUGUGGUAGUAAAGGUCUGGUUCUCCUUUUGUUCACACAGUCUGCCCUGUAAUGAGUUCAAAGUUGUAUGACAUUUCACUUUUUUUUUUUUUUCUUUCAAUAAAAAAUUGCAUUUAACUCUG